This is a messenger RNA of Meleagris gallopavo (turkey), 3410 nucleotides long. It is a transcript of the gene STK4, whose product is annotated as serine/threonine kinase 4. Gene Ontology annotation, biological process: signal transduction; protein phosphorylation; protein tetramerization. Gene Ontology annotation, molecular function: protein serine/threonine kinase activity; ATP binding. The record is from RefSeq and is a predicted model, not a curated record. Gene Ontology annotation, cellular component: cytoplasm. NCBI's taxonomy places the organism in Eukaryota, Metazoa, Chordata, Aves, Galliformes, Phasianidae.
UUCUUCUGUUUUUAGGCAAUUUUCAUGAUUCCUACCAAUCCGCCUCCAACGUUUCGGAAGCCAGAGCUCUGGUCAGAUGCUUUCACAGACUUCGUGAGGCAGUGUCUUGUCAAGAGCCCUGAGCAGCGUGCUACUGCAACACAGCUUCUGCAGCACCCAUUUGUUAAAAGUGCCAAAGGAGCAUCAAUUCUGCGCGAUUUGAUCAACGAAGCAAUGGAUAUCAAACUGAAACGCCAAGAGGCACAACAGCGUGAGCUGGAUCAAGAAGAUGAAGAAAAUUCAAACACACCUUAUAGAAACUUUGUACUACACAAGAGCAACCGCCAGAAGUAUGAGGAAGAAGAUGAAACUGAUUCAGGUACCAUGGUGAGGGCGAGUGGAGAUGAAACUGGUACCAUCAGAGUGGUCAACACAAUGAGUGAUGGAGCCAAUACCAUGAUAGAACACGAUGGCACCUUGGAAUCCCAGUUGGGUACAAUGGUCAUAAACACCGAAGAUGAAGAGGAGGAGGGCACCAUGAAAAGGAGGGAUGAAACGAUGCAGCCAGCCAGACCAUCAUUCCUGGAAUAUUUUGAGCAGAAAGCAAAGGAGAAUCAAGUCAAUAGCUUUGGGAAGAAUGUGUCUGGCCAGACAAAAAACUCAUCUGAUUGGAAAGUACCACAGGAUGGAGACUACGAGUUUCUGAAGACGUGGAGUGUGGACGAGCUGCAGAGGAGGCUGUCGGCGCUGGACCCCAUGAUGGAGCAGGAGAUUGAGGAGAUCCGCCAGAAGUACCAGUCCAAGCGGCAGCCCAUCCUCGAUGCCAUCGAAGCCAAGAAGCGGCGGCAGCAGAACUUCUGAGCCACGGGUAGAAUGUCCUUCCAGCCUCCAGCAAUCAGCUCCUUGCUUCUAUGACUACUAAACAGGUUGAUUUCUAUUGAAAUACGCUAGCAAAAUAGAGGGCAAUACUUCUGCUCAUUUAUUUUUCCAUAGCACCUUUGUGAACUCAGGAAUGCCAUUAAGUGGAGAAUCCUUGUGGUGUGUUUUAAUUUAGGCACAUAUUUAAAGCAGUAUCCGAAGGAGUUCUGUUACUGUUUUUAGAUGGAUUAUUUUUAAAUCAGAUGAGUGGAUAGAAAUAGACCAAUGGAAGAUGGCUCACUCUCUUUUCAACUGAACCUUUCCAUACUCCGUUUUCUUUAAGUUAAUAUGAAUUGUGUAUUUAAUGGCUGCAUCUGUUGUGGGGUUGUUAUUUUUUUUAUUGUUUUUGUUGUUCUUUGUGAAUGCACAGACUCUGUUUCAAGCUGAUGACUGUAUGGUUCUGCUGUUAAGGUACUGAUAAGUUUUGAUAAGUCGCUGAAGAGAGUAGAUGAGAACACCUACAGACUGUCCCAGCUGUUUGGAAGACACUUAGAUCUCAUUUUUAAAAAGCCUGUAAUAAGCCCCAUGCCUUACACUUUGUGCUUUGAUCGAGUGGGAUUUCUUCAAGCACUUGGUUUUGUCCUUUGCUUAUGUACAUUAGGAAUUAAUGUGAGUAGAUGAAGUGUGUUGUGCCUCCAGGAGAAGUUACAUUCUGUAAUUUAAAACCCACUUUGACUUAAGGCCAAAAGCCAAUCGAUGAUCUGACCUAAAACAAAGCAGAUUCUCCUUCGCCUGUCCCUUUGGAAAUGUCCUUUUGCUGACAGCAGAGUGCUGGGAGGGCACGGUGUGUGAAUGGGUGGAAGUUGGGUGAACCUCUCUCAGAAUUUGGUACUUCUGCUGUGUCUGAGAGCUCUGAAAGGACUCUGCAGUUUGUGAAAUAUUUCAUACGCUUCUUCAUUUCAAAUUUACCUCUUUAGGUGCUGGAAUAAAAACUUCACAAUACUUCACGUUUCUGCCAGGCUUAGCACAUCAAAAAGUUAAACAGAAAGCAGACAUUCGUUGGGUUAUCAGAGAUGUGCGUUGUUGGAUGGAGUGGAGGCAAAGCUGAUCCAGAGAGGCCAAUGGCUGUUGUCCCAAUAGCCAAUGUCUGGGAAGAGAUUCAUUCUCUUCCAGUCCCUCUGGGUGCUCCUUUCUCAUUAAAUUUCCCAGCAUGGGUCUGUGGCUGAAGAUGCCCUGCAUGUACAAUCACUGAGGAUGGUGCACUGAAGCAGCAUGAGGUGAGCCCAGAUCUGGGCACAGAGUGAGUGAUGCCUCUGCACAGCUUUAGGUGUACCUAGCUUAUGGUGAAAUACUUGGACAGAACCACGUAUUCCUACCAAUUUGUUUUUGUUAUGCUCUGAUGGAGAGAAGAGUUUCCUUGCAAUCCUCUGAAAUAGGCCUUGGUACUUCCCGCAGGUAAUCAAACUAAACAGCACUGUCUCCUGAAUCAAAUGCUGCUCAUUCCAUGCCUGGAAAGGCUCUUGUUCCCUGCUUGCAGCAGACUGCUGACUAUUGUUAACAGGUAUACUCCAUUGCUGUGAAAGGAACCAAGCCAUUUGUACCCCCCUGCAGAUCUGGCUGCAUCGGUUUGUCCCAGUGUGAGCAGCACUGUUCUGCCAAGCCUGCUUUGUACCUCUGGUGGGCACAGGGAUGUGGCACGUGGCAAACGUGCACUGCUGGGUGUAAUAUCGGUCAGGCAGAUCCUGCUGGGAGUAGUUUUACCUCUGCACUGUGUAGGUAACUUUCUGGUCAUCGUAGGGCAUUAGAAAACCUGAGUUUUAGGUGAAGCACCACAUUGUGGUGUGUGCUUUUGGAAUAUGCAACCUGUGUCUGCUGUAACUGAAUGUAAGCACUGUUGUGAUGCUCUGCUUUGCUGGUGUGAUUGUCUUAAAAUACAGCAAAUGAACCAAAAUAAGUAAAACUGGCCCAGCUGCCUUUGAACCUUUCUUACAAGCUUGCGGUGGCUGAGGCUUGAUGAUAUUUCUUGCACUUGGAGUUUAUCCUUCACUGAUUAUCAAGUAGAGAGAAAUUAAUUCCCUUUUUGAUCCCCUUGUAGAGCAUUGUAUCCUCUCAGUUCUCAGAGCCCCACCGACUAAGACCAAGGCUCACACCCUCCAGGAGAGCUGUUCUGACAAGGUUUUUAAGCAAAACAGUUGCUUAAUUGUGAAGCUGCAUUCAAGUGCUCCUUGGGCCCAUCUGCAUUGCUGAAAGCGUUCUGGACAAACGGUGAUCUUUGUUUCUGAAACCCAGAGAUGCUGAUGAUGUCAGUCACAUGAGAUUUAAUAAUGUGAAGUUUGUAGCUUUAACUUUUUUGUAACAAAUUAGCAACACUGGCAUAAAGUGCUGACUUGAAAUGCUAUUUUGUAAGGUCUGCCUGUUUGUAUAUACUAGUGUUGGGUCUUUAGUUUAUAUAUGUAUGAAAUAGUAACUUUUAUUGCAUUCCUCUGAGUUUGAUACAGGAAAUUGUGUUUGAUCUUUCUCAACAUUUCUUGCCUUAUUUGUUUAAAAGGGCAAAUAAACUGUCCUUACGGAAA